CUUGGUCCCUGCUGAGGGGGACUUCGAGCCGGCCAGGCCGAGGGAACAAACCCAGGUCUUCGAACACCGAAAAUGCGCUUUAACCGCUCGCGCCCGCGCGCCGGCGCAGUGAGCCUCGCCGGAACCCUUUUUCCCGCUUCAGGAGAACCUUUCUGGCGCGGCGCGGCGCACUACUUCUUCGUCAUUUCCGCCUAGGGUGCAGGAGGCGGGAGAGUGAGGGAAAAUACUGGAAGACGAGCCUGCAGGAUGUUUCCUCGGUGAGGGCAAGGCGGUUGUACAAUGGCGGUGUUUGACACUCCUGAGGAGGCUUUUGGUGUCUUACGUCCAGUCUGUGUUCAGCUCACAAAGACCCAGACAGUGGAGAAUGUGGAGCAUCUGCAGACACAGUUACAAGCCAUAAGUGACACUGCCCUCCAGGAACUACAGCAGUACAUCCUCUUCCCCUUGCGAUUUGCCCUGAAGACCCCAGGGCCCAAAAGAGAGCGUCUGGUGCAGAGUGUGGUGGAAUGUCUCACCUUUGUCCUCUCUUCAACAUGUGUGAGAGAGCAGGAGCUUCUCCAGGAACUCUUCUCAGAACUUUCAGCCUGUCUGUACUCUCCCAGCUCCCAGAAACCAGCAGCUUUGUCAGAGGAGUUGAAAUUGGCUGUGAUCCAGGGACUUAGCACCUUAAUGCACUCAGCUUACAGGGACAUCAUUCUGACGUUUUAUGAGCCUUCCAUUCUGCCUCGUUUAGGAUUUGCUGUGUCUUUACUGUUGGGCUUGGCAGAGCAGGAGAAGUCAAAACAGAUUAAAAUUGCUGCCUUACAGUGUCUGCAGGUUCUCCUCCUUCAGUGUGAUUGUCAGGACCAUCCAAGGCCCUUGGAUGAACUGGAGCAGCAGCAGCUGGGGGAUUUGUUGGCAUCUUUCUUACCUGGAAUCUCAACUGCACUGACCAGAAUCAUCACAGGAGACUUUAAACAAGGUCACAGCAUUGUUGUGUCUUCUCUAAAGGUCUUUUACAAGACAGUGGGCUUUAUCAUGGCUGAUGAACAGCUCACAAGGAUUCCCAAGGCCCAAGCAAAACCUGUAGUUGAGCACAGAGUAGCAGCCCUGAUGAUUCACAGAGAAGCUAACUGGGUAAAAAGUACUUGUGACAAGCUGGCAAUCCUUAUUAAAAAGAUAAUUGACUGUGUCUCUGUUCACCCACACUGGAAGGUGAGGCUGGAACUGGUAGAGUUUGUGGAGGUCCUGCUUUUGAAGUGCACUCAGUCCCUGGUUGAAUCCACGGGUCCCCUCUUGAAGGUGUUAGUUGGCCUAGUGAAUGAUGAAAGUCCGGAAGUUCAGGCCCGGUGCAGUACAGUGCUGAGGCGCCUUGCAGAUCAGAAAGCAGUAGUGGGCAGCAGAGCCUUGGCUGACACCUUGUCAGAAAGCCUGCACUCACUGGCCACGUCUCUUCCCCGCCUGAUGAACACACAGGAUGAUCAGGGCAAAUUCUCUACCCUUUCCCUGUUACUCGGGUAUCUGAAACUGUUGGGCCCCAAAGUUCAUGUGAUUCUCAAUUCUAUGGUCCAUGUGCAACGCCUUUCCAGGGCCCUCAUCCAAGUAUUGGAGCUAGAGGUGACCGAUGUCAAGAUGGUGGAAGAGCGAUGUUGGAACUCUGACAACCUGAGUGCUUCUGCAGAGGCCUCGGCUGCACGGCCAUGGAGCAGAGUCCAGAGGCGAUACUUCCGAUGCUUCACUGAUGAGAGGGUCUUCCUGCUCCUUCGGAAGAUCUGUCAGCUUCUGGGUUAUUAUGGGGACCUGUAUUUGCUUGUGGAUCACUUUAUGGAACUGUACCAUACAUCUGUAGUUUAUCGGAAACAAGCUGCCAUGAUCCUUAAUGAACUGGUUGUAGGGGCUGCUGGACUGGAUGUAGAAGAUAUUCAUAACAAAUGUACAAGCACGAGCCCAGAGGAAUUGAGAGAGAUUGUGAAAUCUAUACUAGAGGAAUACACAAGCCAAGAAAACUGGUACUUGAUUACCUGUUUUGAAGCUGAGGAGGGGGAGGAGGUGAUGAUGAAGCAGCAAGGCUUCCAGGCUGUCACAUCUGGUGUCCACACCUGCCAAGUUGUAUCUUUUCCAGCCCUGUCAAAGCCGAGUCCCACUAUCUGCUCCAUGAACAGUAACAUCUGGCAGAUAUGCAUUCAGUUGGAAGGGAUUGGCCAGUUUGCUUAUGCAUUAGGAAAAGACUUUCGUUUGCUUUUGAUGUCAGCUCUCUAUCCAGUACUGGAGAAGGCGGGAGACCAAACCUUGCUCAUUAGUCAAGUGGCUACUAGCACCAUGGUAGAUAUUUACCACGCUUGUGGCUACAACUCUGUACAACACCUGAUCAAUCAAAAUUCAGACUAUUUGGUGAAUGGAAUCUCUUUAAAUCUGCGUCACCUCGCUCUGCACCCUCAUACCCCCAAAGUCCUAGAAGUCAUGCUUCGGAACUCAGAUGCUGGCCUACUUCCUUUGGUAGCAGAUGUGGUUCAGGAUGUCUUGGCCACCCUGGACCAAUUUUAUGAUAAGAGAGCUGCUUCCUUUGUCAGCGUUCUGCAUGCUCUGCUGGCAGCAUUAGCACACUGGUUCCCAGACUCGGGUUCUACUGGGCAACUCCAACAGCGUAGUUUAGAAGAGAAGGGGAGGCAACUGGCAGCAGCUAGUGAGGCUAGCACCACAGCCGAGGACAUCGAACAAUUUGUGCUGAGCUACCUCCAAGAGAAGGAUGUGGCCGAGGGGAAUGUUUCUGACCUUGAAGCUGAAGAAGUUCUUUCAGAGGCACAGUCAGCCCCUCCCAAAGUGGAUGAGAAUGACACCCUUCCAGAUGUGGAACCACCACUGCCAAUGCACAUCCAGAUAGCCAAGGACGUGAUGGAGCGCUGCAUCCACUUGUUAGCAGAUAAAAAUCUGAAAAUCCGCCUGAAGGUCUUGGAUGUGCUGGGUUUGUGUGUGGAGGUUCUUCAGACCCACAAGAACCAGCUCCUUCCCCUAGCUCAUCGGGCCUGGCCUUCACUCGUGCACCGACUCACAAGUGAUGACCCCUUGGCAGUGCUCAGAGCCUUCAAGGUUUUACAGACACUUGGAAGCAGAUGUGGCGAUUUUCUCCGGAGCCGGUUCUGCAAAGAUGUCCUGCCAAAAUUGGCCAGCUCCUUAAUCACCCAGGCCCCCAUCAGUGCCAGAGCUGGACCAGUUUAUUCUCACACACUGGCCUUCAAGCUACAGCUGGCUGUCUUGCAGGGCCUGGGCCCCCUCUGUGAAAGUCUGGACUUGGGGGAGGGUGACCUGAAUAAAGUGGCUGAUGCCUGCUUGAUUUACCUCAGCACCAAACAGCCCGUGAAAUUACAAGAGGCCGCCAGGAGGAACAGGAAAUACUGCAUGUGGCCUCGGAGUGUGCCAGCAAGUGCCCAGAUCAGCUUUGAAGCCAGUGGACAGCAGCGGUGUCAUGGGACCUUAGCCUGGAGUGGAAGAGCCAUCCAGAUGGAAGGGGCUGCAUUUAAAACCCACCCAGUAGGACUUAAACCCUGCCUGGUUCUGGCUUCCUUUUGAAUUGUCUCUAACAGAUUGGGCCUCUCCAUGUCAGGCCCUUUUAAAUAUGCAUGAAGCAUUCUACUGCAUUUACGAUACUCUGUCUUGUGAUAUUUUAGGGGUAUGAUUAGCAUCGUACGCUGCUACUAGUGUUUAUGGUUUUAAGUCCUGUCCUCGCUGCAUUUAAAUAUUUUUAAUAGGAGUCUCUGAGUGUGCAUGUUGGAGGUCAAUCGAUGGAUGAAUGGUUUUGAACAGGUAAAUAUAGUUAGGUCUAACAAGUAAGUGUAGCUGCAAAGGUAGCAUGUAUUUGGAGAGUAAAUUGUUGCUUCCAGUCAUACUCCCCCAUUCCUAGCAUUUAGAAACAAAAAACAAAAAACAAAAAAAAAAAACCAAACAAACAAAAAAACAACCUUGGUGCAGUGGAAGAUAGCAAAAUUGAAUAGCAGGAAAGGACAGGCUUGAAAUACUGGUUAACCAAUGAACCAAGACCUAUUAGAGUAAAUUACUGAGUAUGGGAACAUAGCCCCAUUGCUGGCUGGCUGGGACAAUUCGAUGCCUUGGCAUCCAUUUGUUUAAAAGGCAGCGCACAGCCUCAUUUGCAGUAUUGGCAUGCUCGGAGUAAUGGAAGAAGAGAUGGCCAGAGAAAGAGGAGUACAGAGGCUGUUCUGCCAGAGAGGGGCCAGCAAGCAUGUAGUAAGUAGGUUUGCUUUUUGUGCAGGCCCAUGUGGAAAGAGUAUGUAACAUGCUACUAAGGAGAUAUCCCAAAGCCACUUCCUUAGACAUCUCAAAUAAACAGACAAACAGAUCACAGAGCCACAAGUUCUUUACCUCUGACAUUUGCCCUGACAACUCCUGAGAGCAUUUUAUAGAUCCAGAAAAAGAAAAGGAACAUCAGAUCCUUCAAGCAAUUAAUUGACAAGAGAAAGAAUAGCCUGUCACUAAGAGAGCUGGGACCCCUGCACUUCCGGUACAGUUUAGUUAGCUAUGCUGGACCCUGAUUGGCUGACGGUUUUCUGGAGUCUAAUUUAAGCAGAUGUUGUCUAGACAGAUGCUGAAGACUUGCUCUACUGCUGUGGCCAGGUAUUUCUUUUAGGUUUGCUACUGCGGAUGGGGCUAGAUAAUCAAGUACUCAUGCUGUAGAUCUGUGGUGGCCUGCAAAAGCCAGGCAGCAUGUUACAACUGUCCGUCUGCCCCUGGAGUCACCAUUGGCCAUGUGCUCUCCUUAGGAACCCAUCCCUGGCUGCAUCCACAGAGGGCCUCUGGGAUGGCCUAGCCGUACUCCACCUUAAUGAGUCUGCCUUACCCAACAGAUGAGACCCUGAAACCACAGCCUUCCUCUGCCACCUUUGCAGCAUCCCAGAGACCUAGCACAGUGUCUGGGCUGAUGGGAUACUUGCAAAUGUCUCAGCCACAAAGAUAGGCCCUGCCAUUCACACACUUCCUGCCUCCCCAGGCCACCACACCCUGGGUGGCUCACUGGAGUACCACAGUGCUGAUCCUGAAGGGAUGCUUUUCUUCUGUUGGUUUGGCCUCUGGAGUUCAUUAGGUACUUACUGAGACCGUCAACUGUAGAUAGGGCUGGAGUGCAGGGAAAUGGCUGCCUGCAUGAAGUAAAAUUCAAUAAAACCGCAUUUUAAGUGAAAAAUCAGUAUAAACACCGGGCUUCUUUGCCAUGGAAACAGAGGUUGCUUAGAAACUGCCUAACGGCGAGUUCUAAAUUUUUUAAAGUCAAGUUAUCA
Molecule: messenger RNA, 5264 nt
Organism: Mus pahari (shrew mouse)
Lineage: Eukaryota; Metazoa; Chordata; Mammalia; Rodentia; Muridae
Gene: Tti1
Product: TELO2 interacting protein 1
Exons: 8
Coding region: 280-3546 (1088 amino acids)
Biological process (GO): chromatin remodeling
Cellular component (GO): cytoplasm
Source: RefSeq, a predicted model, not a curated record